AUGCCUUGCGCGAGAAAAGAUAAGAAGCCUUUCGCAGAUAGAAGUGACCUGCAUUCAACCCUCCCAACAGAUGCUGAAGCCUACAUUGAGAAGCGCCUCGAUGCAAUCCAGCAUCCAAAAGCCUGCUCCCAGAACAAGUGGCUCGUGGUGGACUCUGACGUCUCUGGGUUGAUGUGGAAUUUCAACGCUGCCAUCCGCGCCCUAGUCGUCGGCCUCCAAACGAACAGGACGGUCGUCUUCCAAGGGCUAGAAGUGGACCCCAAAAAGCCUUGGAGAACGGCUGCAUGGGACGGAUGCAGCGACAAGACCAUCAGUACUUGGGAAGAUGUAGCUCCGGCAGGACUAUGGGAGGAUCUGGUCGCAACCGGCGCAGUUUACAUGGAAGGUGGAGGGGAUCCGUACACUAGUACGUCAGUUCAAAGAGUCUUCAUGCUGUUUUCCGUCAUCGCAAAGUGGAUGACGAAACCGGUGCCAAGGAUCAAGAGCAUCGCAGAGACGAUCAUGGCCCAAUAUCCAGACGUAGAGUCUCCAAUUGUUAGCCUGCACAUCCGCAGAGUCGACAAGAUGACAGAAGAUCCUUACUGGGAGGAACACCGGCAGUACAGAGAUCCCUCUGAGUACGGGAGGACAAUUACCGAGCUGAAAAAGAGCAGAGGUUAUCUAUGGCCUACGGUCUUCGUCGAGUGCGACUCGGAGGAGCUCCUGCAGCGAAUCGUGCGCGACCCGGCCGCCUUCGGCCUGCGCAAAGGCGUGCGCAUCAUGUACAACUCCCUCCUCAACCGGUCCGCCAUCGAAGAGUACCACGGCCACGACCAAGUGCCCCCCGAGAUCAAGGCCGAGCUUCAGGAGCACUUCGUGGCGACGCUCUACGUCAUGGCUCAGGUCUCUGACUACGUCGUCGCAACGCUGACGUCACACGUCGGUCGGUAUCUCUGGGAGUACAUGGGGGCAAAAAAGCGGCUGGAGCAGGUUGGGGUGGAGGGCGAGUUGGGGUUCUCUUUGGAUCAGCCGACAGGGCCGUUCUAUCAUGGACACUGGUAUCCGUGA
Molecule: messenger RNA, 1047 nt
Organism: Klebsormidium nitens
Lineage: Eukaryota; Viridiplantae; Streptophyta; Klebsormidiophyceae; Klebsormidiales; Klebsormidiaceae
Source: the annotation of a GenBank genome assembly